AACAAAGCUAUCCUGGAGGGAAUCAAACAAAGGUUGGAGCAGCAUAAGGCCAGGUGAGCAGACGAGCUCAACAAUGUCCUCUAAGCAUAUAGAACUACGAGCCGAACUGCCACAGGAGAACCUUGACUUGCUUGACGAAGUCAGAGAGAAAGCACAACUUCGAACUUUGGUGUACAAGCAGAAAUUAGCCAACUUCUACAACAAACGAGUUCGUCCUCGAACAUUCAAAGUUGGUGACCCAGUUUUGAGAAAAGCUAGCUUAACUGGAUUUGAAACUUGUUUUGGUAAACUAGCACUGAACUGGGAAGGCCUUUACACAGUGGCUGAAGUGCCACAUCCUGGUGCCUAUAUCCUUCAAGACGCUGAAGGGAAAAGAGUUCAUAGAAUCUUGAAUGUCAACAACUUGAAGAAAUUUUACCCUUAAUCAACUUCUUUCAACGAACUUGUCUUAUUUCCCUUUAUGAUUAUUACUUUCUCUUUCUGAGAUUAAUUUCAUUCAUUUAAACAAUUCUUCCGAGAUCAAUUUGUAAUUCACUUCACGUCUAAAGUGAUUUCCUUCAUCUCAGUUCUUAUGUUAAUAAAAUCCAAAGCAAAUG
Molecule: messenger RNA, 596 nt
Organism: Rubroshorea leprosula
Lineage: Eukaryota; Viridiplantae; Streptophyta; Magnoliopsida; Malvales; Dipterocarpaceae
Source: the annotation of a GenBank genome assembly